Molecule: messenger RNA, 2694 nt
Organism: Zophobas morio
Lineage: Eukaryota; Metazoa; Arthropoda; Insecta; Coleoptera; Tenebrionidae
Gene: Stim
Product: stromal interaction molecule homolog
Exons: 10
Coding region: 228-2192 (654 amino acids)
Biological process (GO): store-operated calcium entry; activation of store-operated calcium channel activity; intracellular calcium ion homeostasis
Cellular component (GO): plasma membrane; endoplasmic reticulum
Molecular function (GO): protein binding; calcium ion binding; calcium channel regulator activity
Source: RefSeq, a predicted model, not a curated record
GCGAUCACACUAGCGCAAUUCGCGGCGAACCUCACAUAAUCGCCGAAAAAUUUGACAGAUUUUUCCAUAAAACUGACACGACCUUGAAACUUCGCACGAAAAUCGGCUGUGAAAUGUCAAACUAAAGAAAAACACACAAAACAAUAAUUAUUAUGUUAAAAAAUCGCUGUAACAACUGCGGCCUUAACACGAAACUAAUACGUUGUGCAAUUUGAAGGUUAACCAAGAUGCAUACCCGUGGAAUAAUUUUUUGGUUAAUUUUGAGCUUUUAUCAAAGUGACGGUUUCAUUGCUGCACAGGAAGGUAACGCAGAUAGAAUGAGGCCCAGAGACAACUUAAAGAGUACUUAUUCGGCCAACGACUUACUUCUCAGCGACAGCUCCAUUCACACCUGCAGCAUCGAUGACUUCGCUUGCCUUACUAUGGCUGCCAACGACAGGAUGGGGCUAGAAGCGAUCAAAACCCUCCACCAGAAGCUGGAUGAUGAUGCGAAUGGUAACGUAGACCUGGCAGAGUCUGAUGACUUUUUAAGGGAGGAGCUCCAGUACGAUUCGGGCUACGAAAGAAGACAGAAAGCCUUCCAUCGCAACGAUGAUAUGCACAUCUCCGUAAAAGAGCUCUGGGAAGCCUGGACUAAGUCAGAAGUGCACAACUGGACCGUCGAGCAGACCACAGACUGGCUGAUCUCCUCUGUCGAUUUGCCCCAAUAUGUUCCUAGUUUUAUUACGCACAAAGUCACUGGAGCGAAUUUACCCAGAUUGGCUGCCAAUAAUAUCCACUAUUUGAAUCAUCUCGGAAUCAAAGAUCCUAUCCAUAAGCAGAAAAUCGUGCUAAAAGCCAUGGACGUAGUCCUCUUUGGCCCCCCAAAGGACGGCCAACCCCACUGGAAGGACUUCACCCUGAUUGUGCUGAUCAUAGGGGGCGGCAUAGGGGUAUGGUACGCCUUCCAGCAGAACAAGAAGUUCAAGACCCACCUGAACCGCAUGAACCGUGACAUGGACAGCCUACAGAACGCCGAGAAAGCGCUAGAGAACCUCGCGAAGGAGCUCGAGGAGGCGAAACAGGCGCAGGAGGACGUCAUCACCGAGAAGCAGAACCUCGAGAAGAGGCUGCAGGACUCAAAAACCGACUUGGACUCGCUGCCCAACUUGUACUCCGACUUGGAGGUGUCGCAGCUCAAGGCCGAAAUCGAGAUGCUGCGGACCGAACUCCAAAUCGCUGAAGGUGAACUGAAGGACAGGUGCUGGUCGCCGCCUCCGCUUCUCCAACAUUGGCUCCAGCUCACGCACGAAAUGGAGAACAAAGCGUACAUGAAGAAGAAGAUGGCUGCCGAGAAGCAGUUGCAGCAAGCGCGGGAAGCUUGCGAGAAACUGAGGAAGAAGAGGUCGAGUCUGGUGGGGGCGUUCGUCUCCACGCAUGGGAAGUCGAUCGACGAAGUGGAUAGAAGUAUAGUGGAGGCGCGGACGGCCUUGAACGAAGUCACUCAAGAGUUGCAAGAGCGCGUCCACAGAUGGAAACAAAUCGAGAUUUUGUGCGGGUUUAGCAUUAUUAACAACAACGGGUUGCAGUUUUUGGAGAGCACCCUAUACCGGAACUCCAAUGGGCGGGCGCUGCCAAUUAGAGGUCGGAUCAGCAGCCAAGAUGAUCUAGAUGACGACACCGGUUCGUUGUAUGGGAGUCAUCAAGAUGGCGCUAUAUGUACAGGAUACUCAGAGUCGGCAGCGCACCACUCGUGGAAAGAGGGCGACUCGUCGGGAAGCGAGACCAGCCGACAAGAAGACGACCAGCACUCGGAGAGCAAGCCCCAGUCGGCGGUCCAUUUCAUGGUGGGAGGAGAAAUCUCUAAUUGGCCGGAGGAAAAAAUCAGCAAACUGUCUUCCAAUCCCAGAAGUAUUAGCAAUAAUAAUAUAUCUAUGACGACGCGGACUUCGCCCAUGACGCGCUCUCUUUCGCAAGAUAUUAACGUGGGGGGCGUGGAGAGCGGCCGGCCGAAGUCCUCGCACUCCGACACGAGCCUGGACGUCCCUGCGAGGCCCAAGUCCUUGAGACACACGCCGAUCAAAGAGCUGCCGGCGCCCUCGAUGGAGGAGGACGUGUGCUCGACCGACUCCUCGUUGAUGGACGAAGACAUCAAGAAGAAAAAGAAAAAGCUGUUCGGGUUCGCGAAGAAGGGGAAGGGGAAGAGCGACUGAGUAGGCGGCGUUAUAGGAUGACUUUGUUUCUGAUGUUAUCCCAGACAUCCGAUAAUACAGGGAUAAUGUACCUCAUUGGAUUUUCUUCAUUUUGUAGCAUACUAAUAGGAGAUUUUCAAUAUGUCAUUUUUUAGUUUGGUGUAUUUUAUUCAUUGCUUUGUAGCGUGACGUAUUGAAAAUACGAUUUUUCCCAAGGAAAGUUGACUUGAAAGUGUACAGAUAUUAGUCUUCCAUUUAACCUGCAUUAUUUUGUAUAUUUUGGACAAAUCUUAGGAAUGUUUUUGUUCCUCUUUCCAGUUAAUUUAUUCCAUUGUACUUAGAGAUCGUGACUGAAACGUGUCCUAAAGCGCCUAAGUGUACUUCAAUUAUUGUGAUGAUAAUUGUACCUUUUGUUCUAUCAACCAUUGGAUUUUUACGACGUUAAAUUGUGAUAAAUUAGUGAACACGGAGAUUUUCAUUUUCGUAAACUUACUUAGAUAAAAUAAAGACAGGGGUUCUACUC